AUGCAGCGACUUGCAGGAUCUUCCGUGGACCUGUUCACAGACGAGCUAUCAAAUCUAGAGCAUGGGCAGCUCCAAUUCAUGGCACAGCGCCUGCCAGCGUUCUUGCCCGGCAGUACUACUGUCCAGGUCCCCACAAGCUCAUGUCCAGCCGAUGGAGCCAGCUGUGCAGACGAAGCAGACAAGGCCUCCGCUGGCAAUGAGAACGUGCCCAGCAACCUGCCAGCCAGGCCAAGCAGUGCAGACAACAUGGGGAACAAGAAGAAGAGGGCACCUGCUCCAAGGAGGUAUGUCAUGAAUGACGAGCUGUCAUCGCUUUCUGCAUACAUGACAGCGCGGCUCAGCCUCGAGAAGGUGAAUGCAGCGGUGGAUGAUGCAGCCACAAUGGCAGAGGGCGUGGCGCACAUGCUGGCCACAGCCAGAGCAAGGGGCAAGAUGGCGACGCACGAUCGCAAGCGCGCACAGAUGCUCAUGGUCAAUGUUGCGGGCAAGGAAGGAGUCAAGGGUCACCACUGGUUCAUGGAGCAGGACAUGAAGAGCGCAAACAUCCUGCGGCCAGACAAGACCGGCAAGUCGCUGCUGACAGUGCUGCGGCAUCUGGGCCGCCUGCACGAGCUGCGGCUCAGUGUGGAGGGAUCGAUGCAGCCAGUAUACACUGUGCAGUAG
Molecule: messenger RNA, 663 nt
Organism: Coccomyxa subellipsoidea C-169
Lineage: Eukaryota; Viridiplantae; Chlorophyta; Trebouxiophyceae; Coccomyxaceae
Exons: 6
Coding region: 1-663 (220 amino acids)
Biological process (GO): chromosome segregation; regulation of microtubule polymerization or depolymerization; mitotic cell cycle
Cellular component (GO): mitotic spindle; outer kinetochore; spindle microtubule
Molecular function (GO): microtubule binding
Source: RefSeq, a predicted model, not a curated record